CCUCACCACCCCACCCCACCCCAGCAAAAGCACCUCGGCCUCGGCGUGCGCGUUCGGUCAAAACCCACCGCGCCGCUGCCCGCCUCCCCCCAAAACGCCACUACAAAUCCCGCACAUUCCCCAGCAGCCGCUCGCCAGAGCUCCCGAGCGUGCCGAGACGACGGAAGCGGAAAGGCGGUGCCUCCGAGCUCGAGGGAUUGCGAGCUAGAGACACCCAAGGAUGGGGGACGACUCGGACGGGGAGGCGGAGGAGUACCUGUUCAAGGUGGUGAUCAUCGGGGACAGCGCGGUGGGCAAGAGCAACCUGCUCUCCCGCUACGCGCGCAACGAGUUCAACCUCCACUCCAAGGCCACCAUCGGGGUCGAGUUCCAGACGCAGAGCAUGGACAUCGACGGCAAGGAGGUCAAGGCCCAGAUCUGGGACACCGCCGGCCAGGAGCGCUUCCGCGCCGUCACCUCCGCCUACUACCGCGGGGCCUUCGGCGCGCUCCUCGUCUACGACAUCUCCCGCCGGGGCACAUUCGACAACGUCGGCCGAUGGCUCCAGGAGCUCAACACACAUUCUGACACCACGGUGGCCAAGAUGUUGGUGGGCAACAAAUGCGAUCUGGACAACAUCCGUGAAGUGCCAGUGGAGGAAGGCAAAGCACUUGCCGAGUCUGAGGGACUCUUCUUCAUGGAGACCUCAGCUCUGGACUCGACGAACGUCAACACAGCAUUCGAGCUCGUCAUCAAGGAGAUCUACAGCAGCGUGAGCAGGAAGAUCCUGAACUCCGACUCAUACAAGGCCGAGCUAUCCCUCAACAGGGUGAGCAUCGACGACGGUGACUCGAAAGACGGCCAGAAGCAGACGAGCCGGUUAGGGUGCUGCUAGCCAGUCCUGGUGUGAUGAAUUUUUUGUUGUCAUUGGUGGUAUCGUUUGUAAACAUGUAGCCCGAAAUUGGAUUGUGGUUCUGUUACACACCUGAGUUACAGACUUCACAGGGUGGGAGGAGGAUAGUUGUUGUAAGAAUGGGGACGAACUGUUUCUCGCUGUUAACUGAAAAAGCCAUGCGGCUAAGAGUUGUCACAUUUUGCUAA
Molecule: messenger RNA, 1080 nt
Organism: Triticum aestivum (bread wheat)
Lineage: Eukaryota; Viridiplantae; Streptophyta; Magnoliopsida; Poales; Poaceae
Product: ras-related protein RABA5c
Exons: 2
Coding region: 221-874 (217 amino acids)
Molecular function (GO): GTPase activity; GTP binding
Source: RefSeq, a predicted model, not a curated record